GCCAUUAGGUAAAUUAUAAUCAGUCACAUAUUUGUGUCUUUCAGCAUAAUUAGAUACGAUAAAGGUAUCAUCAUGUCACAUGAGAAUCUAUUUGCUGAUAUUGAACAAGAUAAUAAUCCUUCCUUCUAUGGGAACCCUUCAAUAAUACAAGAUCCUUACACUACCCACACCAAUGCACAACAAUUACGCAAUGAGCAAAAUUCAAAUGGACACCCUCAGAGUAAUGGUCAAGUGGGUGGAUUGAACAACGAUGCUUUUCCCAAUGAGUUAGUCAACAGUACACUCGGAAUCUCACAAAAGAUCAGCGAAUUGCUUGAUGCUGAGGAUUUACAAAUUGAGAUCGUGAACUCCGAACGCCUUGUGAACUCAAAUGUCAUUGUAUACACCAUUCAAUUAUCAUCUAAAAACAGCAAAAUCAUUGUCAAGAGGAGAUACAGCGAAUUUAAAUCUUUGAGAGAUAAUUUACUUAGAUUGUUUCCCACCUUGAUUAUUCCACCUAUACCGGAAAAACAUUCAAUAUUGAGUUACCUUUUGAAUUCAAUAAAUAAUGCAAACGAAAUCAAUAUUAUAGAAAUGAGAAGAAGAUAUUUCAAAAUGUUCUUAGAUGAUUUGAUAUUUGACUCGCAUGAAAAUUUAAAGGAUUGUGUGUUGUUGCAUAAAUUUUUAGAUCCAAAUUAUGAAUUAUCUUGGUAUAAUGCCUUGAAUGAACCACCGGUCAAUAGAAUUCCUGAUAAUUUGUUAAUGGCUAAUCCUGUUGAUCCAUCAGAUCAAAAUGGAUUAUACAGUUUGUUGCCUAUUGUUAAUGGAUUUGAUUUUAACUCGAAUAUAGAUAACUUACCAAACCUAAAGAAAAUGAAUGACGACUUGUUAAAGUUGAAUGAUCAAGUUAAGCUAUACGAAUUACGAGGAUUUGAACAAGAUUUUGAAUUUUUAAUUCCCGAAGAGUUAGUCAUGUUUGAAGUCAAGUUUCAUCAAAUAAUUAAGAUAUUAUCCGAUUUGAAUAAACUUGAUAUUAGAACUUCAAAAAAUUUCAAGGGUUUAAUUAGUAUCCUAAUUGAUUUAGGAAGUAAUUUAAACAAUUUCAGUUUGCAAAUUUACCACCAAAAGACCAAUUCGAACCAAUUAUCUGAAUCUAUCGAGAAAUUUGGAUCCACUAUAGACCAAUCGUUUUUGAAUUUUGAGAGUUUCAUCACAAACCAUUUGAUCCCAGAAUGGCAAGAACCAAUCAACCAGUUAGUUCAAUAUUACUACACCGCAUUAAAUUUGAUUAAAUUUUAUAAAUAUAAAAUCAUUCAAUACAAGAUUUUGUAUAAAUUAAAAUUUAACAAAUUUCAACAAUUGGUUAAUUUGUCAAAUCUUGGGGUUACUCCACAUACCACAAAUACAGAAUCCAACCUGGCCCCAACCAGCCAAGGAGAAAUAGAAGUGAAUAUUGAGCACUUGCAGGAAUUGAAUAGUCCUACUUUGAAUAAUGCAUUGAAGAACUUAUCGAAGAAGAAACUUACCAAGAAAAAUUCAUGGUAUGGCUUAUUUGGCGGGAAUAAUCAACCUAAAAAGUUUAAUUUUAAACUUCCAGAAGAAACACAGCCGCAGCAGCAACAACAACAACAACUGGCACCCCCUUCAAGCAGUUCUUCUUCGGGUUCUCUCAAGUUUAAAUUAAAUCAAAUUGAAAAGGAACUUAACAAAUUAAACCAAUUAAUAGAACUUUGCAAUAAUGAUAUGGGUAUAUUAACUAAAGCAUUAGUUACUACCUUUGAAGAGUUCCUUGUUAAGUUAGAAAGAAAAUGGUUGAAUUUGAUGAUAAAUUAUAUUAAGAAUGCUAAGCAUUUAUUUAUAGAAAAUUUACUCAAUUGGCAAGACUUUAAAGAGUCUUUAGAGUCGGGAAGUCAAGAGAUAACUUAGGGUGUAUAGAUUUUAAUAUUUACGUGCAUGUAUUGCUGUUUUAGGAA
Molecule: messenger RNA, 1952 nt
Organism: Spathaspora passalidarum NRRL Y-27907
Lineage: Eukaryota; Fungi; Ascomycota; Pichiomycetes; Serinales; Debaryomycetaceae
Exons: 1
Coding region: 73-1905 (610 amino acids)
Biological process (GO): retrograde transport, endosome to Golgi
Molecular function (GO): phosphatidylinositol binding
Source: RefSeq, a predicted model, not a curated record